CAGAUUCGGCUGUGAUUCCCACAAAAAGGUAGAACCGUCUUCAAACAGACAAAGAGUCCAUACCACCACAUGAAGUACAACUAAUAUACAGAAGACUGGUUAAGCUUGUUACGGGAGACAACAAAGAUGGCACACAACAAGGGGUCAUCCCUGUCCAAUGCCCGUGGUCGUGAAAGUUAUGUUGGAAGUGAAAUCAGGGAUUCCAUUUCACUUCUGGAUGUUUUGUACGCAAAUGCAUUUGAAGAAGAGGACAUAGACUCCGCAGUAGCUAAGGAGACCGAGGUAGAUUUUUACAGAGGAGCCCCACCUCAAUGGCUUAACUUCUACUGGGCCGAAAGGGCAACGUCAGCUGAUAAAACAACCCCCUUUAUCAAAAGAGACGGUUACACUGAACUGAUGGAAAAUAUUAAGAAACAGUGUAAGGGUGACCUGACUUCUACCAUGAAUCUGCUGCAUCAGCCAGGCAGCGGAGGAACAACUCUGGCCAUGCAGGUGCUCUGGGACAUGAGGAAAACAAUGAGAUGUGCUGUUCUAACAGGCCCUACCUCAGACAUCACCGCUAUCGCCAAGCAGGUGAUUCACCUUUUCACUGCAGGCGGUCAAGGCCAGCAGAACACUGUGCUCUUAAUGCUGGAAGAUGAGCGUAUUCUGGAGAAUCUGCAGGAUGCCAUCAUCAAAGAGAUUGCAGAGAGAAACAUCACGACCCACAUGCCUGUGGUCAUCCUUUUAAACUGUAUGCGUAAGGCAGUUAUCAAACAAGAGUACCAUAACAAAUCAAGACAUGUUAUUCUCAGGAUGGAACUUUCUGAAGCAGAGAAACAACAGUUUGAGGAGAAACAGAUUGAGAUCAGUCGAAGCUACAUUAAUGAACACAAACAGUUUCAUGGCUUUAACAUAAUGCAAUCCAAUUUUUGCAGAGAUUAUGUUAAAGAAACAUGUGCCUUUUUAGAUGUCAGGAAAAAAAGAAGACCUAAAAAUUCCCAACUUCUUGCAUUCUUAUCACUGGUGAAUGCCUACGUCCCUGGAUCCCACCUUCUGCAGUCUCAAUGUCAGGCAUUCCUUGGUCCUCCAGAUCCCAUUUAUGGAGGACCUUCCUUUGAGCAGCGAAUGGAGCCUUUCACUCAGCUGAUAGUGACAUUCCCUGCACGACAGGGACAAGACAAACAUGUCUGCAUGGCUCACUCACUGAUUGCACAGCAGUGUGUUGAGUUACUGGCUAUGGCAGGUGUGACCAGGAGUGAUACAGCAACGGCAUUUCUGAUAGACUUUUGUGGAGAAGAGGUGCAGCAACAUUUGAUGCCUGUCAUCAAAGACAUGCUAACUAAGAGGGAAAUCACAGUGGACCAUCAGCAGAAUGCAGGAAAUGAAACACAGGAUCUGUUUUCCCAAAAAUGUGCUUUACAAAACAAGCUAACAAAAAGGGAAAUGGGAGAAGAGAGGACAGACACGUUUUCCAGGUUGAUUCACGAUAUUGAAGCCAAAGAAUCCAAAAGCAAUUGUGUAUCUGUUUUGCGAUUAGCUUCAGAAAAAAUCACACAAAACCCAUUUUUUCCUCAAGCUCUUGCUCGUUUCUUUUGCCUUAGGAUGGGGGAAUAUGGUGUAGGAGAGCAGUGGGCAAAAAUAGCAAAAGACAGAGAUCCUAAGAAUUCAUUUGUUGCUGACACUCUAGGGCAAGUAUACAAGACACAUUUAAAGAGCAGGGUCUAUGAUCCUUCAAUCUCUGCACAAGACAUCUUGCAACUGGCAGAAAAGGCCUUUGAGGCUUUCAAAGAUGUGGAAAGGGCUGCUGAAAAUGAGCAAGGAGCAGACAUGCAAGAUGAUGGUAUGACCAAAGUCUCACACAUCUUUAACAACAGAGGACUAUUUGGAUAUCUACAGGUUGCCAACAUUGUUUUUGACUCGCUUGUCUCUCUUGACAAAAACUGGCAAAAGGUCCUUACCAUGGAAAUAUCAGCUGAAUCUUUCUUCAUAUCAAUCAGACAAAAAAAGCUCUUCAAGUACAAGCCACUCAUCAGCAGCCUCAGGGAUGAGGUGGAGAGGAAAUGUGAGUUUUUUGAUGGUUACCUGACGUACUCCAAGCCCAACAUUAAAAAAAAUGAACCGCAUUACUUUCAGACUGAUGUCAAGAACUGCUACCACAAAUAUGUGGGGACAUGCACACCUAUACACUCAGAGUCUGCAAUAGGUGUACCCCUCCAGAAGCUCAAAGAGGAAAUGGCCAUUGCCUUCCCUGGACUGCUUUGCUGUCUUGAUAAGGGCUAUGAUGAAUCUAACUUGAGCCGAAUAACAAAAUUGUGGYAGGAAAUACAAGAAUGUGAAAAAAAGAAAGAUGGUGGUGGUGAGAACAAAGCUGCCCAAAACUUCAUCCUUGCCAACAUCAUCUUAAGCAAAGUGGAAGCAGCAUCUCCAAUGCUUACCCCUUUGCCAAUCCUAAGAAGCAUUCUGGAGAGAAAUCUUUUGGCUAAUUUCGGUAACCAAACUCCAGAGUUUUACCUCUUAGUCCUUUUGCUGUUCUGGCCCGAGGAGCAUAAGAAAAUGGGAUUCAAUAUUGACCUCAACAAAUGUGUUCUGGAGAUGCAAGACUCCUACAACAACACAUACAAGAAGCAUCUUCGCUCAAGGUACCUUCGCCCCCUUAUUUUCCUGGGACGGGGUGAGGGUUUGAGCAGACUGGUUCAUAGAUCAAAAAUAGACAACCUAUUGGCAAGGGAGAAUCCAAUGGCAGGGCCAGAGGAAAGGCCAGACUUUAUAGAUCAAAAGUGGAGCAGUGGUGAGGUGUGGAGAGAACCCAGUGUCCAGGAUCUUCUUCUUCCAGUCAUUGGAGUGGUUAGACAGCAUAGAGUGAUUGCGUGUGUUGAUGGCAAGGAGAUUAAAGUCUGUGCCGACCAACGAAGCAAGGUUUGGAAGCCUGGAGACGUCUGCUUCUACCUAGGCUUCACCAUUAGAGGUCCUGUGGCCUAUGGCAUACAGUACCCAUCCCAUCACGGACAUUUCUUUCAUUCAGAUAGGAUGACAGGGGGGGUACCUCGUAAAAUGUUGGAAGUACCUGACAUCAAAUCGAUCAAAGACGGACCUGUGAGAAGUUGCACAACCUGUGCCAAUGUCAUGGAAUCUACCAACUGGGUUCAGGUUGAACCUGCGGUCUUCACUGAAGAAGGCCCAAUGUUCAGCAUGUCUCCCCUGGGGCGCUACGAGUGCAGAGUAUCAGGGCUCCGGUGGGUAUGUAAAGACCAUGUCAAUCUGAAGUAUCAAUUCAGCUCCUGGGAACCUCACAGUGCAAUGAUGAAACGCUUGGGGUACAAGCAAGGAGGUCCCCUAUUGGAUGUCACAAUCGUUGCAGGAAAACUGGAAGAAGUGCAUCUGCCACAUUUUGCCUGUUUCGGCGAUGAUCCCUCCUUUAAAGAGAAAGUGAGAGUUCUACAUGUAGAAGACUGUGGUGUGUCCYUAGAACAAGUGGAUGAAGUCACCCGCUUCCACGUCAAGAUCSUCCAUCCAWCCUUCUCUCCAAAAGGAGUUCUCGUGAGAUCUGGCUUUCCGGUGAAAGCCCACUGUGACUUGCWGCUSUACKAGGCCAAGYCAGCAUUCCUCACGCUACAUGCAUAUCUGGUGCCCUGUGAUUCUUCUGUAGAACAGGCAAUGAAGAAAAAGGAGCAGUCUUAUGGAUACAGGAGUAUCAGAAAGCCGCAGCCAGUCAAGUCCCUUCGGAUGAAGGAUUGGUUCAGCCUCACAACGUCUCCUUCUGCUGAAGUUAAACCUCCUAAUAUGAAGCUGAGAUAUGACAACACCAAACCAAACUUCUUUGAGGUGUUCAUAAAAGAUGCAGAUGUUGACUUCAGUAUGKAGCUAAUCAGUGACGUGGAGGGGYAAAUCGUKUGGGAUCACACAAUACGAAGAGCCGACUACAGAGACGAAAGGACUCAGAAUUCACAAAGUAAGCAUUUUGUGGACCUCCACCGGACAGACCUGAUCCAGAGAGUGAGCGAGGUAGACCCCAUCUUGGACAGACUCCUGAAGAGUGGAGUCAUCACUGKCAAUGGCUACAGUGACGUGAGAUCUGAAAGAACCAAACAGAAGAAGAUGAGGGAGCUCUUUGAUGGGCCCCUGACAGGAUGUGGCCCCAAAGGCAAAGAUAUUUUCUUAGAGAUCCUGAAAGAGCAGGAGCCAUUUCUAAUCAGAGAAUUGAAGGGUGAAUGAGAAGCUGGGGAGGUGAAUACAUUUGAAGUUUAAUUUUAGGGGAAAGGACACGGAUGACAGACUCCUAGAGGGGAGUCAUUGCUGACGAGGGCUAUGAUAAGUUGAGGGCUAAAUGCACCACCCAGGACCAGAUGAGGGCGCUCUACUCAGGACCAACAACGUCAAGGAGCACCAAAGACACUUUCUAUGUCAUCCUGGAGGUGCUGGCGUCAUCCCUGAUCGAUGAACUAUUCAUGGACAAACCACCUAUAAUCAAUGAUAGGUGAAUGAAGGGAGGGGGGCGAAGUGUUUCUAAAAAGGGGCAGAAAACUUUCUCUUUGUUUCUUUGUGUGUUCAUGACUUUGUGAAAAUAAUCACAAAUGUUUCAAAUAAAACACAUUGUUUUAUGGAGGGUUGGAGUUUGAUUAGAAUUGUAUUUAUUUAUUUAGAGACAACAAAAUAUAUAAAGGAUAGAUUUUUAAGAAAAUACAAUGAAAAGACGAUAAAGAAAAAUGUAAUGACUUAAUUUAGGCAACUAUGUGAAUGCCAAGUCAGUGAUGGUAAGGAAUACCAGUGAUCAGCAUGUCAAUCAAAAUACAAAUAUAUAACAUUGUAAAUCUUUAUUCAACAGCAUAUAACAGCUUAUAAUUUAUAAAACAUUGUUUCUAUCAUCCGUACUGGGCAGGCAUGUCCUCCCAAGCAUCAAUAUGACUAACUCUUACGAGUGGCUUUGUUUGUGUCUUGUAAAGUAUUGCAUUAAAGCAAACCCCCUGCCACA
This is a messenger RNA of Salvelinus sp. IW2-2015, 4951 nucleotides long. Its product is annotated as sterile alpha motif domain-containing protein 9-like. The record is from RefSeq and is a predicted model, not a curated record. Gene Ontology annotation, biological process: regulation of apoptotic process; inflammatory response; innate immune response. NCBI's taxonomy places the organism in Eukaryota, Metazoa, Chordata, Actinopteri, Salmoniformes, Salmonidae. Gene Ontology annotation, cellular component: cytoplasm.